Molecule: messenger RNA, 462 nt
Organism: Symbiodinium pilosum
Lineage: Eukaryota; Dinophyceae; Suessiales; Symbiodiniaceae
Source: the annotation of a GenBank genome assembly
AUGCGUGUGGUUCUUGGUUUGGUGCUGGCAUGGGCUGUUGCUGCCACAGAUGAGAAGGGCACCGCCUUCCUGAAGGCCAAGGAGGAAGAGGAGGGGGUCAUCAAGCUGCCAUCCGGGCUCCUCUACAAGGUCCUGAAGAAGGGCACUGGCGAGUUCCAUCCCACAAAGGCAACAUCCUGCGAGUGCCACUACAGCGGCGCGCUCAUCGAUGGCACGGAGUUCGACUCCUCCUUCAAGCGCGGCAAGCCCACAACCUUCAAGCCCAACCAGGUCAUUGCCGGCUGGACCGAGGCCAUGCAGCUCAUGGUUGAGGGCGACAAGUGGGAGAUGUACAUUCCGUCCGAACUUGCCUACGGCACUCGCGGCGCAGGAGGAAGGAUUCCCCCGAACGCUGCUUUGGUCUUUCAGAUGGAGCUGAUCAAGAUCUUGGGCGACAAGAUCCCGCGGAAGUCGGAGCUGUGA